UCUCUUCCUCCUCUCCUCCUCCUCUCCUCUCCUCUCCUCUCCUCUCUUCCUCCUCCUCCUCUUCCUCCUCUCAGGUUGGAUUUCUGAACAGUGGGAAGGUCGUGUCUCUUGACGUGUCGUACUACAGUAAUGUUGGAAACUCGAUGGACCUCUCUGCGUCAGCCAUGGAGCGCGCUCUGUUCCACAUGGAGAACUCGUACAGCGUGGCGAACGUGCGUGGGCGGGGCUUCCUGUGCCGCACCAACCUCCCGUCCAACACGGCGUUUAGGGGCUUCGGGGGGCCGCAGGGCAUGAUGGUCACUGAGAGCUGGAUGACGGACGUAGCUCAGAGUCUGGGCCGGCCGGCCGAGCAGGUGCGGCGCCUGAACCUGUAUGUGGAAGGAGAGUCGACGCCGUACAACCAGGUCCUGGAUCAGAUCACUCUGGACCGCUGCUGGGACGAGUGCCUGACCCGCUCUGGAUACCAGGAACGACGAGCCGCUGUCGACGUUUACAACAGUCAGAACCGGUGGACCAAACGAGGCCUCGCCAUCGUCCCCACCAAGUUUGGAAUCAGCUUCACCGUUGUCUUCCUCAACCAGGCUGGAGCUCUGGUUCAUAUCUACACUGACGGCUCGGUGCUGCUGACUCACGGGGGGACGGAGAUGGGACAGGGUCUGCACACCAAGAUGGUCCAGGUAGCGAGCAGGGUCCUGGGUAUCCCCUGUUCAAAGAUCCACAUCUCAGAGACCAGCACCAACACAGUCCCUAACACCAGCCCCACCGCCGCCUCCGCCUCCUCAGACCUCAACGGAGGCGCCGUGCAGAACGCCUGCGAGACUCUCAACCAACGUCUGCAACCAUACAAGACCGAGAACCCCAAAGGAUCAUGGGAGGACUGGGUGAGGGCAGCGUAUUUCGACAGAGUCAACCUGAGUACAAACGGCUUUUACAAGACUCCAGAUCUCGGCUACGACUUUGAAACCAACUCGGGCCGAGUGUUUAACUACUUCAGCUACGGCGUGGCCUGUUCAGAGGUGGAGAUCGACUGUCUGACCGGAGCUCACAAGAACCUGAGUACGACCAUCGUGAUGGACGUCGGUCACAGUCUGAACCCGGCGAUAGACAUCGGGCAGGUGGAGGGGGCCUUCAUGCAGGGUCUGGGUCUCUUCACUCUGGAGGAGCUUCAUUACUCCCCCCAGGGGGUCCUCCUCACGCGGGGUCCCGGUUCCUAUAAGAUUCCUGCGUUUGGCGACAUUCCCGCCCAGCUGACCGUGUCGCUGCUGCGAGACGCUCCGAACCAGAAGGCCGUGUUCGCCUCCAAGGCUGUUGGCGAGCCUCCUCUCUUUCUGGCGGCGUCCGUUUUCUACGCCAUUAAAGACGCCAUCAGCGCUUCCCGGGCGGAGUCAGGAAUCAGUGGGCCCUUCAGGUUGGAUAGCCCCGCCUCCGCCGAGAGGAUCCGCAACGCCUGCAGUGACAGAUUCACCAAACUGUGUCCGCCUGCAGAGCCCGGUUCCUUCACGCCCUGGUCCGUUCAGGUCUGAGACGUCAUCACAGCUGAGUCAUCGUUUAUAAAGAGACCUUUUUAUCUCUGCUGGAUCUCAGUAAAAGUUUUAUUAUAUCCUUCAAUCUCUCAGAUAAUUCUUCAUAUGUCUUUGUUAUGCAGCAUUCAGGGAAUGAAACAUGAUUUCAUUUUACGCUGUAAAAAAUAUUUUAAAAUCCAGUUUGAGUCGUCUGCAGCUUCUCCUCCACUCAGACACUCGGACUAAUGAACCCAAAAUGUGAAUCAAUGAAUGGAAAGGUGAUUUCCUGCUUUUUAAAAUCCUAGUUUAUAAAAUGAUUGUUUCUGUGUAAAAGAAAUAAAACUCUCUGGACUUUCA
Molecule: messenger RNA, 1859 nt
Organism: Labrus bergylta (ballan wrasse)
Lineage: Eukaryota; Metazoa; Chordata; Actinopteri; Labriformes; Labridae
Source: RefSeq, a predicted model, not a curated record